Blumeria graminis f. sp. triticale is the source of this 2424-nucleotide messenger RNA. The record is from the annotation of a GenBank genome assembly. NCBI's taxonomy places the organism in Eukaryota, Fungi, Ascomycota, Leotiomycetes, Helotiales, Erysiphaceae.
AUGCCACGAAAUACACAGCUCACUUUACAUGCAGAAAGUACUUCAGCAUCGAACGUUUCUUGGAAAUCAUCACAAUCCGGAUCCAUAGGCUCCCCAACAUAUCCUCCUCCUACGGCACGUCUACCGGCUCUGCCUCAACUAUCGAGAGAUCUAGUAUCCACAGCCAAUCUUGGCACUAAAUCCCCAUCUUUCCACCGCGCCGAGCAAACCCGAAGUCAGCAAAAGACGCCUUCCAAAGCACUGUUAGUUCAAGCUUUGAAUCAUGAGCACCAAUCACUAACGUCUGAUACUGGCUUCAGGACUGAUAAGAAUGAACCUGUCGCAGAAAACUUCUCGCGACCUAGGCAGCACAGUGUCAGGGAGCAAAAGGAACUGCCAUCGCUACCUCUUGCUCACCCCAAGAACGACCACACAACGACACUAGUCCCUAGUCACGAAGAUACUGAUCAAAGGGCCCAGUGUAGGUCUCGGACUAGAGGAUUUUCUUUUGGCUCCACGCACCCAACUUCAUCUAAUUCACCCUUAGCCCUCCGAUCAGCAAAUAUUCGGUUAUCACCUUCGAUUCCCGAUUAUCAUUCUCCCGACUCGAUAGACAAUAAAAAUCUAAAUCCAAGCAUCAUGUCAUCCAGGGUUAUCAAAAGUUCAGGUAGAGGAGAUUGUAAUUCAACAUCUGAAGGUAUCCACUCAGUCAGAUACGAUCCUACCCCCCUGCGUAAUUUUAUUGAUGGAGAAGAAAUACGCUCUUCCUUCCGAUCAGUAGUUACUUCUAAUUCGAGCUUUCUUGGCACAAGCGGGACCGAACGUAGCAGCGUCUUGACAAAAAGCAGUUCCCGGACAUCAAUUUUUGCACUUGAUGAAGGUAUGAGUGUAGAUGAUGCCAUCGGAAUGUAUGAAGGAGGCUUCACCGAUCAAACAGAUGUUGAUGACAACGAUGAUGCGAAGCUUGACGCAACAAAUUCUGACAAAAAUGAUACAAGUUUUGGAAUAUUAUUAACAGAUGAUUUACUAAUACUCUCACAUGAUAACGAGUUAUCGCUUCGGAAUCCUAAUUCUAUUUUUGACGCAGGUGGAUGUGAGACGCCAAGGGUGUCUGAAAAUGAAGAAAAUAAUAUACUUACAAUUGAUAAACCUGUCGAAUUAGACGAUGCAUCAUCAGAUGUACCCAAAUCAACACUAAUUGCGGUUCAACUAGAUGAAACUCGCGAUCGUUACGGCUUUCGGAAGAAGACACAGCAUGUUACUUUAGAAGAGUAUGAGGCUUGGAAUCAAUCAUAUACCGAGUAUCUUGCUCGCCGCAAAAGAAAAUGGAUUACAAUGAUGAGGCAGCACAAUCUAUCAACCACUAGUCCACAGGAUUUCCCCCCAAAAUCACAUAAAGUUAAGCGUUUUGUCCGCAAGGGUAUACCGCCAUCAUGGCGUGGCGCAGCCUGGUUUCACUACGCUGGUGGACCAUCUAUGCUCGUGAAAAAUCCAGGAGUUUACGACGAUUUAGUCAAGCGCUCGCUUGCGGGUCAUGUAACAGAAACAGACGACGAAAUCAUCGAACGGGACCUUAAUCGCACUUUUCCAGAUAAUAUCAAGUUCAAGCCUGAUCCCGAUCCAUUAGUUCCUAUCCCACAAGAAGAGAUUCCCGAAACUCCCAUGUUACAAUCUUUACGGCGUGUCUUGCGUGCUUUUUCAAUCUAUCAUCCUAAGAUAGGUUAUUGCCAAUCUCUGAACUUCUUAGCCGGUCUUCUUCUUCUGUUUAUGCCCGAAGAGAACGCAUUUUGGAUGUUAAACAUAAUUACACGCAUAUUUCUCCCAGGAACUCACUCACUCACGCUUGAGGGCGCCAAUAUAGAUCUGGGUGUAUUAAUGACAUCUGUCAAAGAAAUGAUGCCAUCUGUGUGGACCAAGAUUGGAAAUGAGCUAGACGGCCAACCAUCUAUCUCAGAAAGUAACUCUAUGCGCCUGCCGCCAAUAACUCUAUGUACUACCGCUUGGUUUAUGUCCUGCUUUAUCGGUACACUACCAAUCGAAUCGACGUUACGCGUGUGGGACUCCUUCUUCUACGAAGGGUCUAAAACUCUUUUUCGUAUCGCAUUGACUAUCUUCAAGCUUGGAGAACCACAGAUCAAGGCAGUCGGCGAUCCAAUGGAAAUUUUCCAGGUUGUCCAAGCAAUCCCUCGAGGAAUGAUAGAUUGUAAUCGGCUAAUGGAGUCUUGUUUCAAGCGAAGAGGAGGAUUUGUAAGAUUAAGUCAAGAUGAUAUUGAGCGCGGGCGUGCAGAGCGAAGACGUGGAUACGCUGAAGAACGGGAUAGAAUUGCCCAGGCUACAAAUAUGGCCACUACUAAAACUCCAAAAUCUAAACCAGUGGUCAAAAAAGGCAAUUCAUUCUUUAGCAAAGGGAAGAAAGAGAAAUCAGAUGCAGCUCUAAUUGACUAA